Molecule: messenger RNA, 1815 nt
Organism: Passer domesticus (house sparrow)
Lineage: Eukaryota; Metazoa; Chordata; Aves; Passeriformes; Passeridae
Product: serine/threonine-protein kinase pim-1-like
Exons: 10
Coding region: 1-1002 (333 amino acids)
Biological process (GO): negative regulation of apoptotic process; protein autophosphorylation
Cellular component (GO): cytoplasm
Molecular function (GO): ATP binding; protein serine/threonine kinase activity
Source: RefSeq, a predicted model, not a curated record
AUGUGCUACGACCGCUACGUGUCCAUCUGCAAACCCCUGCACUACGGGACCCUCCUGGGCAGCAGAGCUUCUCCGCCGCUCGGCAGCGCAGCCGCCGGGGCGGGUGGGGAUGCCCGGCCCGGGGCGGGUGAGGGGCGCUCGGGGGCCGUUGCUGGCCCCGGGCCGAGCGCUGACAGCCGCGUCCCGCCCGCAGGGAAGGCGCAGGAGGCCCUGCAGGAGCGGUACCGCCUGGGUUCCCUGCUGGGGCGCGGCGGAUUCGGCAGCGUCUGCUCGGCGACGCGGCUCUCGGACGGCGCCCCGGUGGCCAUCAAACGCGUGCCGCGGGAUCGCAUCCGGCACUGGAGCGAGCUGCCCGACGGCACCAGCGCGCCCCUGGAGAUCGUGCUGCUGGCCAAGGUGUCCUGUGGGUGUGCUGGUGUCAUUCAGCUGCUGGAGUGGCUUGAGCUCCCCGACAGCUUCUUGAUGGUGAUGGAGCGUCCAGAGCGGUGCCAGGAGCUCUCGGGUUUCCUGGUGGAGCGGAGGUUCCUGCCGGAGGAGGAGGCGCGGGGGCUGUUCCGCCAGGUGCUGGAGGCCGUGCGGCACUGCACCAGCUGCGGGGUCCUGCACAGAGACAUCAAGCCCGAGAACAUCCUGCUCGACCUGGCCAGCGGGCAGCUGAAACUGAUUGACUUUGGCUGUGGCGCCUUCCUCCAAGACACAGCCUACACCCAGUUUGCAGGAACCCUGGCCUACAGCCCUCCAGAGUGGACCCAGCACCAAAGCUACCAUGGUGAGGCAGCGACGAUCUGGUCCCUGGGCCUCCUGCUGUACCAGCUGGUCGUGGGGAAGCACCCGUUCAGGAGGGGCCAGGAGAUCAUCUGGGGGCGCAUCUUGUUCCCAGCACGGCUCUCUCAAGAGUGCCAAGAUGUCAUUAAGCGGUGUUUGUCCAUGCAGCCCUCGGACAGGCCAUCAUUAGAAGAGCUUUUCUGCCAUCCUUGGGUGCAGGGUGCUCCUCGGCCCUAGAAGAUGGGAGAGAUCCAUGUGCACAGUUGGAUCCAGGGGCCUGGCAGGGAAGGAGAAGGAGCUCCUGGAGAAGCUGUACCAGGUGGGGCUGCUGCUGGAGACAGCAAGGACAACCUCAAGGACGACAGUCUCUUCCUUGGCCUGGCCAGCUGAAGAAGAUGGACUUGGAUUCUGGCACCUUCUCUAAAGACACACUCCACACCCAAUUUGCAGCCGGGCUCUGCGGGUGCUGAGGCUGCUCUGGGCUCUGCCAGGGCUCUGUUGGGCUCAGCCCUGGGCACAGCUGGGCUGGCUCUGCCCUCACAUUGCUCUGACAGCUUUGCAUCAGACAAGCCCGUUCCGAGCACAGCGCCUGAGCUUUCUGCUUUGGCAGAGGUGCCACAAGUGGGCCAAAGCUGGCGAGUGGGCCGUGUCCCUGAGGCAGUGCAGUCUGGAGCUGAUGGAUGGAGAAUUGCCUUUCUGCACUCCCAAACCAGAGGAAAAAUCUAAAACAUGCUGUAAAAAAAGAGUGUCCUUUGCUCCUGGUUCCCAUGCGGAGCAGCUCCCUUCCUGCUGGCUGAGCUGCUCAGGCAGAGCCCGGCAGCUCCUGGCCAUGCAGGGCUGAGGCUUUUCCCCACUGCUGGGCACAGACUGAUGGAGCAGCACUGCUGAACACGGGCACACCCAGAGGGACCAAGAGCAGCUGCCUUUGCCCACCUGAGGCUCCAAGGCCCAAACUCUGAGCAGCCAGGGCUGGAAGAGACUCGCAGGCUCCCUGGUGGCUGUGCUGCCCCACUUGUGCCCGGCCCAGCUCUGCAUGAGGCAGAGGGAGAA